CUCUCGAAAUAUCUGAGAUUCUGGAUGGAAUGGCGGUGGAAACCGCGUCGCUGAGCGCUGCCGCGGCGGUGCGCUUGCUCCACCAGUGCUCCGCCAGGCGCGACUUAGCGCUGGGAAGAUCCAUCCACCAGAUGCUCCUGGCGAAGAACAGGCAGCAAGAAUCUGGAUUGUCACCGCUCGUCGCCAACACACUGAUCGACAUGUACGCCAAGUGUGGCAGCGUGGAGGAAGCGCGAUGCGUGCUAGAAUCCAUGGGGAGCAGCGGCAGCACCAUUCCAGACGUGGUGUCGUGGACGAGCCUCAUCUGGGGCUACUCGCAGCGCGGGCAAUGGGAUCAAGCGAUGGCGCUACUGGGAAGAAUGCAGCAAGAGGGAGUAGCGCCCAAUAGCUUCACGUUUGGAUCCAUCCUCAAGGCGUGCAAGGAUGUGGAAGCCGGGGCUCGGAUCCAUCGGUUCCUCCUCCAAGUCCGCCAUGGCCAGAUCCUCUACCACGACGUUUACGUUGCCACAGCGCUAGUGGGCAUGUAUGGCUCUUGCGGCCAUAGCGCCGCGGCUCGCGAGGUGUUUGACGCCAUUCCCAGCGCCACCAAGAACAUCGUCACUUGGAGCGCCAUGCUGGGUACGUAUGCCAGUGCUGCUACUGGCGAUCAUCCUGGAGGAGAUCAGUCACUUCCUUCUUCCUUUCCUUCUUCUUGCAGCAAUGCUAGCGUGUGGAGGCAACAGGGAAUGGAGCUCUUUUGGAGCUUCCUCAACGAUGGAAGCCUGAGAGUGGACAAGGUAGUGUUUAUCACUGUUCUUGGUCUUUGCAGUAACUUGACGCAAGGAUGUUUCUGCCAUAGCUGCGCUCUGGAAGCUGGAUUUGCUGCUGAUCCUGCCGUGUGCCAUGCUCUCAUUGUCACGUAUGGGAGAUGCGGUAGCUCUCCUCUCGCACGCCAAGUUUUCUCCGAGAUGGUACGUAAAGAUGUUGUCUCUUGGACUUCGAUGAUCAAGGCAGCGGACGCUGACGAGUGCUUGCUGCUCUUCAGGCAAAUGCUGCUUGAGGGAGUGGCUCCGAACGAGCUCACGCUUGCGGAGGCUUUGCAUUCGUGCUCGCUAGCUCCCGACCUCCCCGCCACCUUUGCUGUCGGCCAAUGCGUCCACGCGUGUGCCAGGGAGCUCGGCUACGAGACCGACGUCGUGGUUGGAACUUCGCUGAUCAACAUGUACGCCAAGUGCGCCGCUCUGCCUCAAGCCGAGGCCAUCUUCCAUCUCCUGGCGACGAACGCUCGAACGAACUGCGUGUGCUGGACGGCGAUGAUCACCGCAAAUGCCAAGGCAGGGGAAUGGAAGCAGGCCAUCCGACUCUACAGGCAAAUGCAGCUGCAAGGCAUCGCUCCCAACAGGGUUUCCUUCGUUGCAGCUCUCUCGGCGUGCUCCACGCCCGAGUUUCUGGCCACCGGGGAGCUUGUCCACUCUUGCACUGUGGAGCGGGGGCUGGAGAGUGACACAAUGGUGGCAAACGCAGUCGUGAGCAUGUAUGGCAAGUGUGGAAGCGUAGAGGACGCGAGGAAGAUGUUUGACGGGAUGAAAAGGCGCGACAGUGUAACUUGGAGUGCAAUGCUUGCGGCCAUCGCACUGGCCGGGGAGCUAGACAGCCGCGCGAGAAACGAGCAAGCUUUGCUUCUGUUCGCAAGGAUGCAGCUCGAAGGGGUGAAACCAACAAAGGAUGAUCCAUUCCCGCGUGCUUCUCGAUCGCCGGCACGACGGAGGCGAGCUGGAGGUUGCGCUGUGGAACGCCGUCGUUAACAUGUACGCGAGAUGUGGAUCACUGGACAGCGCUGCUCGCGAGUUCCAUGGAGCACAGGCAAGAGAUUUCGUUUCCUGGAACGGGAUGAUCACCGCGAGCGCGCAGCACUCGCGCUGGAGUGACGCGGUGGCUUACUUCCAAGAGAUGCAACAGGAGGGCGUGGAUCCGGACGAGGUGACAAUGGUAACUCUGCUCUUCGCGUGCAACCAUGCCGGGUUUGUGGAGCAGGGCUGCGACUACUUUGCGUCGAUGAGCAGGGACUAUGGGCUGAGCCCGCGACUUGAGCACAGCGCUUGCGUGCUCGACAUGCUGGGACGAUCGGGGCAUGUCGAAGUCGCGCAGGAGAUGUUGAAAGACUCGGCUUGCAGCGAUCCUGUGCUGUGGACAUCGCUGCUUGGAUCUUGCAGAGUUCAUGGCGAUUUGGAGCGCGCAAGAGCGGCGUCCGGCCAAAUUCUCGAUGUCAAUCCCGCGAGUUCUUCCGCUUAUGUGGUCUUGUAUCAAGCUCAAACCGUGUAAAAAUGCAAGCUCGUUUAGGGCAAAAA
This is a messenger RNA of Selaginella moellendorffii, 2327 nucleotides long. RefSeq names its product pentatricopeptide repeat-containing protein At2g33680-like. Gene Ontology annotation, cellular component: intracellular membrane-bounded organelle. The record is from RefSeq and is a predicted model, not a curated record. Gene Ontology annotation, molecular function: RNA binding; protein binding. The transcript is spliced from 2 exons. Gene Ontology annotation, biological process: RNA modification. Bases 30 to 1784 code for a protein of 584 amino acids. Lineage: Eukaryota; Viridiplantae; Streptophyta; Lycopodiopsida; Selaginellales; Selaginellaceae.